This is a messenger RNA of Loxodonta africana (African savanna elephant), 4273 nucleotides long. It is a transcript of the gene ARPP19, whose product is annotated as cAMP regulated phosphoprotein 19. The transcript is spliced from 3 exons. Gene Ontology annotation, cellular component: cytoplasm. The record is from RefSeq and is a predicted model, not a curated record. Bases 130 to 468 code for a protein of 112 amino acids. Gene Ontology annotation, molecular function: protein phosphatase inhibitor activity. Lineage: Eukaryota; Metazoa; Chordata; Mammalia; Proboscidea; Elephantidae.
GGCGGCCCCCGGCGGCGUCAGAGAGCAGGGCGGGCGGCGGCCUGGCCUGAGGCAGCGGCGGUGGCCGAAUGCCUCGGCCAUCCUGUAAUUGCAUCUUUUCCCGGCGUCUCGUCUGCAGAAGGGAGCAUUAUGUCCGCGGAGAUCCCCGAGGCGGCCUCAGUGGAGGAGCAGAAGGAAAUGGAAGAUAAAGUGACUAAUCCAGAGAAAGCUGAAGAAGCAAAAUUAAAAGCACGGUAUCCUCAUCUGGGACAAAAGCCUGGAGGUUCGGAUUUCUUAAGGAAACGAUUACAGAAAGGGCAAAAAUAUUUUGAUUCUGGGGAUUACAACAUGGCUAAAGCAAAAAUGAAGAACAAGCAACUUCCUACUGCAGCCCCGGAUAAGACGGAGGUCACUGGUGACCACAUUCCCACUCCACAGGAUCUUCCGCAACGGAAACCAUCCCUUGUUGCUAGCAAGCUGGCUGGCUGACUAAAAGAGCUGAACUGCACGAAGCUUCUAAUUCCCAUUAUUUCUCCCUAAUACGUUACUUCUCAACUUUUUAUUUCCUUUCAAUUCACUAAGUCAUCUGAGACUGACAGCUUUGUGUGUGCCUCUACUUUAAGGGAAUAUGUAGAAUUUUGGAGCAGUUUAACAGUGCACUGAUGAAAAGGACGUGUUAGAGCAACAUAAUCUACUUAAAAAUUGUGUAUAUUAUCUUACUCUUAGUGUAGGACUGGUCUAACAACAAGCAAGCUUUACAAUUUUAAUAUUUUGGCUUUCCUUAUAGCUUUGUAUUUUACUUUUAUUUAAUGUAACCUCUAUUGUGUUAAUUUCUUCUGUAUUUUCCUUUUGGACUUUGUAAACCAGAAAUUUAAGACUACAAGUUGGGAGAAAGGUCACAUAUUUGAAACACAAACAAAUAGAUGGGGCCCUGAAAGAUUUGUAUCUCUGCUUGAACUUCAAUGGCCUUAAACCUGUUUCAGCUUUAACAAUAGAAAUUUACUUGGGCAAUAUUUGCCCAUUCUGAUGUAACUUAUGUGACUAGUGCUUAAUAGCUGCUGUUGAAGGUAGUAUUCUUAUUCAUCUCUAUACUGUCAGAAUACCUUUUGUUGACAGCGUGAGUGAAGUGUGCAUGUGCAUUGACUGUUGGAUUCAUUUUUGUGCCAUUUUUGUAAAUAUAAUAAUUUUGCACAACCUCUCACAAAUGUCUUUUAAUUUCACAUUAAAAAGUAGAUGAUGUGCCAACUAGAAGUACAAGAGUUCCUACACAAAAGUCUUUUGUCAUUAUAGUUUUUGUACAGUAAGAGUUGUUUACAAUCUUGGGCUUAUAGAAUACCAAACUCUGAAAUAACUUACUUAGUCUGCCAUAGACUUAAGCUUUUUCAUUUGUUACUAAUACCCAUGACAUUGAGUGGACUUGUGCAAAUAUGAUAUGUUGCUGAGGCAUAUCUUUUGUCCUAUGCAGAACAUUUCAUCCUGACUUUUAUGAAAAUUGCAAUUCAUGUGAUAUAUAUAAACUUUUUUAUUGUAGAAACUUUUUACUUCCACAGAUAACUUUGGAGAUGCUAGAAUAAAAGGCUUCAAUAUCUUGUCCUCCCCUGCUUGUGCCCCCCCCCCCUUUUUUUUUUGCUCCUUUGACUCGAGUGGAGUUGGGAUGUUGGGUCUAUUUGGCAGCUUAGGUGUCUGUAUUCUUACUCUUGAAAAUUUGUUCUGCUGAAUGCUGUAUUUUAUAGCACAAUAAUGGUUUUUCCUUAUAAUUUCUCAGUUAGAUAAGCACUCUUAAUCCUGUAUUACUAUUAAUAUUUCACAGUUGUUUAAAUAAAAGGAACUUUUUCAUCUACUUGAGAAGACUGGCCCAGGAACCUGUGUCAGGGUGAGCUGAAUCCUGGUAAAUGACCUUAAGCAUUAUGAUGAGCUAAGUGAAUUAGACUUGCUACAACUAGAGCAAUUUACCCAACAAGUAGAACACAUUCAUAUUAGAAAUAUUUAAUUAGAUAUUGUGCUUCUGUGGGUGUCACUUUAAGAAAAAUAAUUAAUUUUUACUUUUGGUUGAUUUGAUUAAUAAGAAAUUUAAUUAACAGACUUUAAAUUGGGAUAAAUUUACCACUCUUUGAGCUCAUUCCAUGUCUUAAUGCUGUAGCAUGAUAAUGAGCACUAGCAGCCCAAGAUGAUACUAUUUUCUUCAUCUUUGUCUUGCCAUGACCCCAAAUCAUUGUAGAUAGUGCUUGAGCAUAGCACUUACAUUUAAAGGCUGCCUAACACCCUGAGCAAAGCUUGCUGCUUAUCUUCCUGCUCCUCACCACCAAGGCAGAAAGACAGCAAAAUCAGUAAUGUGCUCAUAUGUAAUUUUAAGGAUGUUCUAUAUAAAUAAAUAUAAUGGGGGCAAGUAGGUUAUUCCAUAAUAUGUAUAAUUAUUGUGGGACUGAUUUAAAAAUUAGAUUAUUCCAAAACAAAAUUUCUGUAAUACCUAGUCUUCUGUAGUUGUUGUUUUUCCAUGAUUUUUUUGCAAGCUAUCACCACAGAGUUUACACAGCGGGAAGGUCGGAGACACCAUGUUACUCCUGGCCGAGGCAAGGCUUCUGCUCUGGUCUGGGGCAAGUGAUAGAGCCUCUGCCAGAGUUUUCCUUUGUAACACACAAUGCUAAUAAUUAACCUACCUCAAAACAUGUUGAGGAUCUGUGAAAUGCCGAGUAAGUGAUGAAAGUAAAAUAUUUUUGAUUGUCUUUUUAUUAAAGGUAAUAUUUCCUCAUUAAGCCAACCUGCCUUCUGUAAAGUCACAAAGCUUAAAAUCUUAGGAUUUUCUCUUGGGAAAGACCUGUCACCGAGGAUUUGUAGGUACAAUUGUUUAGCCUCCAAUAUUGGUGCUUGGGGUAGAGCGGUUUUAAUUUUUUUUUUUUUUUGAUCUGCCUCAAAGCUGUUUAUUUGAGGACAUAAUUCCAGGAUGUUUCACCAUUGCUCGAAUGAUUGUUUUAGAUGAGCUUAAUUACCCAUUUCUUUGAUUUCAGAGUGGUGGUUUGAGAAAUGGCUAGUUUUAAUCAAUGUCCUGUUUAUUACAAGUGAAUGUUGGAGUGAACUGAAGUUGGAGAUGACAAAUACUCAUGAAAACUGGCUAAGGUCUGAAAUAAGUUACCUGUUUGUUUCAUGUUGCGGUAGCUCCUAAUGUGAUAGUACAGUUUUGAGAAACAUUUAGUUUUUGGAAGCUACAUCAGGCUAAAACAAUUACAGUUCUGGGUGGGCUGAGAUAAUAAGGAUUAUUGAAUUGUUUUGAUGAAUUGGAAGGGGUAUGUUUGUCAUCUGUCUGUAAGUUGUUAAUACUCUUGUGCUGCAGCCUUUUCUACUUACUACUUCUUCAGCAGUUGGAAUGAGUUGCUCUUUUUAUUUGAUGUAACAAAACUAUACCUUCGAAUAUUUGUUGAUACUGUGUACUGAAUCAGAUGUGUAUUCUUUCUCAGUCCAAUUCAGUGACGUUUUAUUAAAGUUGAAAUGUAAUAGCUCUCCUCAGGUUGUGCUCUAAACUUGGUGUUUGGUAAUCCGGACACAGGUAGCCAAUGGGGAGAGCACUUCUGAGUGGCAACUAAGGCAGUUUCUCUGGUGGCCUUUUCAUAUAACCCAACGUUCAGACAUUUUUCUCCAAUUUUUCAUUUUCCUUCUUUCAUUUCAUUUUACCUUACCCUCUCUCAUCCCUUAAGCCCACUGAUGGCACUUACUGAAUGGCAUUUAGGGCAGAUGAAUUAUCAACCCUUAAUAUCCUCCCUGAUAACCACAAUGAAGGAAAAAUCUUUAAUUUUCUAAAACACUGUCCCAAUCUGGAUUAUGACUAAUGUGAGCCAUUGUCUCACUGUACAACUCAGCAUGCACUGCCAGUCUUCCCAAACUCCCUUCCACAUCUUAUAAAAUUGGGAUCAAAGAAAUCUCACUUGGAUUGCUAACCUAAGGAUAAAAACAGCAAUUUUAGUGCUGUUACACUGGUUUCAGUCGUUUAAGUAGGUAGGCCUAUGGAUUUUAUUCUGCAAAUCACUGGUGGUCAUGAUAGCCACUAAUGUAUGUUUAUAUUAAUGUUAUUUAUCAACUAAAUAGCAGUUGUAAGAAAACAUCUAAUAUUUAUGCCCUCAACUAUGUUACUGCAUCUCUAUUAUUUGUUAUGCAGCAGGACGCUUUACCUGUACUGAAAGGGCCAAGAGUUAUGCCUUUUGUUGAACAUGCCUAUAGAGUUCGUAGAAAUGCUGAAUUUGUCAAACAGCCCUUCUAAGAUUGUGAAAUAUACAAAUAAAUUGAUCUACCUAAUUUCUGUUGA